CAACCGAAACUGAAAGUGUGUAGCACUCGUUAAAAGUAUCUAGGUUAAAAGUAUCUUAAAAGUAUCUAGCCCUCGUUGCCGAAACAUGGAGAGAAAAAGUAGGCUAAAAAAAGAAGAAGUGUGCAAAGAUAAUGAAUUUCUUUAAGCAGUCUGCAGGUGACGAUGAGGACAGUGGUGAAGAGGCAGAAACGCCAGAGAGGAGUGAGCAGGGAGGUGCUUUGUCAUGCUUACAUGCUAUGUGCUGUGAACUAGCUAAGUGAACUAACUAAAGAACAACAUGUUUUUGUUAACCUUGGGGUUUCAAUGCUAGAGUCCCGCUGCGGGUUUGACCAUUUUCAAAGUUUAACUAGUUUCUGUCCUGACCUGGCUCGUGAGCAUGACAGAAACGGGAGAGACGCGGUUUUAAACGGAAACAAUACUCAACAAUACAAAACUAAAAAAAAAACUAAAAAAAAAAACAUCCUGGCAUGAUGAGGUGUGUUGGUCAGUGUGUCAGCAGGUGAAUGAGUGGUUAAGUGAUGGAUGGAGGUGUUGUGUAGAAACAAACACAAAUAGACAACAAAAAGAGGGAACCACACACACCUCACACACACACCAGCAGGCUCUGCUAAAGCACGAGGGCCGUCACACUCAGACUCAGUGCACACACGUUUAGAGAAGUUUACGCUAAAUUUCUAGUAGUGUUUAAAAAAAGUGGUAAUCAACUUCGACUGUAAAUGGGAAAACAUGUAAAUCUGAUCAUUUUCUUCUAGACUACUCAUCACUUCUUUUUCGCAUUUUAGCCUAUAAGGCAUGUGAUAUUUAAUAGCCAGCCCAGCAAUAAAAAUGAUUGUUAUUAAUGAGUCGUUGAUCGACAAACAUGUUGUGUCCCUUUGAAUUUGGUGUAUCAAACUGGGGCCGCAUGGCAGCAAAUUCCAGGCUGCUUUUUGUCGCCAGUCCGCCCCUGGUCCGACACUAAACGCUCGAAAACGCACCCAGCAGCAGAUCCAGCAGUGCAGUAUUGGAGUACACAGCCUUAGAAAUCUGAUAAGACACCAAGCUGUUGAGCAGCAGCGCCCCCUGCUGCUGCAGCCUCUGUCCUGCACCACUACACUACAGCCGCAGCAGCAGCAGCAGCAGCAGCGUCGUCUCUUCUGUCACCACCGGGACUGCAUGUCCUGAAAGGCAGUGUAUACAGCAAUAAACCGUCACGCAGAAAGACCAACGAGCUGCAGACAAAAUGGUGAACUUCACUGUGGAUCAGAUCCGUGCCAUCAUGGACAAGAAGUCCAACAUCAGGAACAUGUCUGUGAUCGCCCACGUGGAUCAUGGGAAGUCCACUCUGACUGACUCGCUGGUGUCCAAGGCGGGGAUCAUUGCCUCAUCCCGUGCCGGGGAGACGCGCUUCACUGACACGCGCAAAGACGAGCAGGAGCGCUGCAUCACCAUCAAAUCAACGGCCAUCUCUAUGUACUAUGAGCUUGCAGAAAACGACAUGGCGUUUAUCAAGCAGAGUAAAGACGGAAAUGGCUUCCUCAUCAACCUUAUUGAUUCUCCGGGUCACGUUGACUUCUCCUCUGAAGUCACUGCUGCCCUCAGGGUAACGGACGGAGCCCUGGUGGUGGUGGACUGUGUCUCAGGUGUGUGUGUGCAGACUGAGACAGUACUGCGGCAGGCCAUCGCUGAGCGCAUCAAGCCGGUUCUGAUGAUGAACAAGAUGGACCGGGCCCUACUUGAGCUGCAGCUGGAGCCAGAUGAGCUCUUCCAGACCUUUCAGCGUAUCCUGGAGAACGUCAACGUCAUUAUCUCCACCUAUGGAGAAGAAGAGGGGGGACCCAUGGGGAACAUCAUGAUUGACCCUGUUAUUGGUACAGUCGGGUUCGGCUCUGGCCUCCAUGGUUGGGCCUUCACCUUGAAGCAGUUUGCUGAGAUGUAUGUGGCUAAGUUCACAAAGGGAGAUGUUCAGCUGGGAGCAGCAGAGAGGUGUAAGAAAGUGGAAGACAUGAUGAAGAAACUGUGGGGAGAAAGAUAUUUUGACCCAAAUGCCGGCAAGUUCAGUAAGACUGCCACCGGUCCUGAUGGCAAGAAACUUCCCCGCACCUUCUGCCAGCUCGUUUUGGACCCCAUCUUUAAGGUGUUUGAUGCCAUCAUGAAUUUCAAGAAGGACGAGACAGCCAAACUAAUUGAGAAGCUGGACGUCAAACUAGACUCAGAGGACAAGGAGAAAGAGGGGAAGCCCCUGCUGAAGGCCGUGAUGCGUCGCUGGCUGCCUGCCGGAGAGGCCCUGCUCCAGAUGAUCACCAUCCACCUGCCCUCCCCCGUCACUGCACAGAAAUACCGCUGUGAGCUGCUUUAUGAAGGGCCGGGAGACGACGAGGCUGCAAUGGGUAUUAAGAACUGCGAUCCUAAGGCUCCUCUGAUGAUGUACAUUUCCAAGAUGGUCCCAACCACUGACAAAGGUCGUUUCUACGCCUUUGGCCGUGUGUUCUCUGGCUGUGUGUCCACUGGCCUGAAGGUGCGCAUCAUGGGGCCAAACUUCACCCCUGGCAAGAAGGAGGACCUUUACAUUAAACCCAUCCAGAGAACCAUUCUGAUGAUGGGCCGGUAUGUGGAGCCUAUUGAGGAUGUCCCAUGUGGCAACAUCGUGGGUCUUGUUGGAGUAGACCAGUACCUUAUUAAGACAGGGACCAUUACCACCUAUGAACAAGCCCACAACAUGAGGGUGAUGAAGUUCAGUGUGAGCCCUGUGGUUAGAGUUGCCGUGGAGGCCAAGAACCCCGCUGACCUGCCCAAGCUGGUGGAGGGACUGAAGCGUCUGGCCAAGUCUGACCCCAUGGUGCAGUGCAUCAUCGAGGAGUCCGGGGAGCACAUCAUCGCUGGAGCGGGAGAGCUGCACCUGGAGAUCUGCCUGAAGGACCUGGAGGAAGACCACGCUUGCAUUCCACUGAAGAAAUCUGACCCAGUCGUAUCUUACAGAGAGACAGUGAUGGAAGAAUCAAACCAGAUGUGUCUGUCCAAGUCCCCCAACAAGCACAAUCGUCUCUUCAUGAAGUCCCGUCCUUUCCCCGACGGCCUGGCAGAAGACAUCGAGAAGGGGGAGGUCACCGCUCGGCAGGAGCUCAAGGCUCGUGCACGUUACCUCGCCGACAAGUAUGAGUGGGAGGUGACAGAAGCCAGGAAGAUCUGGUGCUUCGGUCCUGACGGAACCGGGCCCAACCUGCUGAUAGACAUGACAAAGGGGGUUCAGUACCUCAAUGAGAUCAAGGACAGCGUGGUGGCUGGUUUCCAGUGGGCGACUAAAGAGGGUGCUCUAUGUGAGGAGAAUAUGCGCGCUGUUCGUUUUGACAUUCAUGACGUGACACUGCACGCAGACGCUAUCCACCGCGGUGGAGGACAGAUAAUUCCCACAGCUCGUAGGGUCCUGUACGCCUGCCAGCUCAGCGCUCAGCCACGACUAAUGGAGCCAGUAUACCUGGUGGAGAUACAGUGCCCAGAGCAGGUGGUCGGUGGGAUCUAUGGUGUGUUGAACAGGAAACGAGGUCACGUGUUUGAGGAAUCCCAAGUGAUGGGCACUCCUAUAUUUGUGGUGAAAGCCUACCUGCCUGUCAACGAGUCCUUUGGGUUCACAGCUGACCUGCGCAGUAACACUGGAGGCCAGGCCUUUCCUCAGUGUAUGUUUGACCACUGGCAGAUUCUCCAGGGAGACCCCAGUGACCCCGCCACCAGACCCUUCCAGGUUGUCGCUGAAAUUAGGAAACGCAAAGGUCUGAAAGAGGGCAUUCCUUCCCUCGACAACUACUUGGACAAACUGUAAACACCGUCCUUGGAUUAUAAAAUACCAAAUAAAUCUCUAAACCCUACCCCGUGGGCACUUUAAAAGUUUUGCACAGUCUUAAAGAUACAUCGCACAAAUUGUUUUGACUUUGAGUCCGGAGCAGAAACAAAGCAUAAGCUUUUGUUGUAGGCUAGUGAAAGCUACAAUGCUUUUUUUCAUUUCACAGCUACAGUACACCAAGUGCCUAGGGUGAGGGUUUUGGGGAACAAUUGGAUCAAAGCAGUUUUACUCCUUGUUUCUUCUUUUCCUCCACAUCAUCCCCCACCCCCACCCCCACCCCCCUCUCAUCUGGCAAGAUAGGCCUAUACAGUGCACUGUGAUACUGCUGCAAUAAUGCAUAUUUAGAUGGAUAAUGGCCAGAUAAAACCAUGGAAACCACAAUGUGUUACAGAAGUCAAACUACCUGGAUCAGACCUUUGUUCAGUUGAUGUAAUUGAUUAAAACAUUAAACUCAUGAUGAAAAUGUGA
Molecule: messenger RNA, 4282 nt
Organism: Siniperca chuatsi (mandarin fish)
Lineage: Eukaryota; Metazoa; Chordata; Actinopteri; Centrarchiformes; Sinipercidae
Product: elongation factor 2
Exons: 14
Coding region: 1220-3793 (857 amino acids)
Biological process (GO): translational elongation
Cellular component (GO): ribonucleoprotein complex; cytosol
Molecular function (GO): GTP binding; translation elongation factor activity; ribosome binding
Source: RefSeq, a predicted model, not a curated record